AUGGCUGGUGACGACGAUAAAGCCGUUGAGAAGGCAGGUGAUGGUGACGUUGAUAUGGCAGAAGAGCCAGAUUCGGAAAAAUCAGAUUCAGGGUUAGACGAAGGCGGUAACGGCAAGAAUGCGACCAACGACUCGAAAAAGGAGGAUUCGGACGGGGACAGCGAUGGCGAUGAUAGCGAGGAUGACGAUAGCGAAGAUGAGAAAGAGGCAGCGGAGGAGGCGGAGCGAAAAGCUAUGAUUGACCAAGUCAAAGCCCGCAUCGCAUCGAAUCCGUACGACUAUCAGGCUCACGUUCAGCUGAUAUCCCUUCUGCGGCGCAGCAGCAUGCUGGAGGAGUUAAGGGCUGCACGAGAGGCGAUGAAUGCGCUCUUCCCGUUAUCGCCCGCCAUGUGGCAGCAGUGGGCUCACGACGAGACCCGCCUCAUUGCCUCAGAUGCUGACGUGGCAAAGGUGGAAGCUCUUUUCAAGCGUGGAGUGGAGGAGUACGUGGUGAGUCUCUCUCCCCAACCCCCCCUCUGCCUCCACUCCGUCUCUGCUUCCUCCUCCCUCUCCUCCUCCUCGCUCUCCUCCUGUUAUACAAGCGUGGAGUGGAGGAGCCUAUCUCGCCUUCCUCAUCGCCCACCACCCCGCCAUCACUACACACACCCCCAACGGCCUGUAGCUCCUCCGUCUAAAACACCUCUUUUCACCCCUCUCCACCCCUCUGGACCCCUAGCCUAUCUCGCCUUCCUAGCAGCCCACCACCCCGCCAUCACCACACACACCCCCGACGGUCUCAAGCUCUUCCGGACCACAGCUGAGCAAGCGCUCUCCCAGGUCGGGCUGCACUUGGGGGAGGGCGCAUCUGUCUGGGGGACUUUCAGGGGAUUCGAGAUGGAGGUUCUGCGGAAAACGGAGGGGGAGGAGGAAAAGACGAAGCAGGCCGCCCGGGUGCGGGCGCUUUUCCACCGCCAGCUGGCGGUGCCUCAUUUGCAGCUGCCUGCCACGCUGGCAGCGUACCUGGCCUGGGAGGAGGAGGAAGGCGGCGAGAAGCUUCCUACACCCUCCUCCGAGUCGUCUCCUGAUGUCGAGAAGCUUCCGGGAAGCGUCAAGGCGGCAUAUUUGAAAGCGGAAAGGAUGGUGGGGGAGAGGAGGGGGGUGGAGGAGAGGGUGGAGAGGCUGGAAGGGGAGAAGAGACGAGUGGAGGAGGAGGGGGGUGGUGCUGCAGCCGCAGGGGGAGGGGGAGGAGGGGGAGGGGGAAAAGGGAAGGAAGGGGAAGGUGGUGCUGUUGCUACGUUUGAGAAGACGGAUGAGCUCAUGCAGGCAUACACGGAGUAUCUGGCGUUGGAGGCAGCCAGUGGCGACAUGCCACGUCAGCAGGCCAUGCAUGAGAGGGCGGUCACGGGUCUGCCUGUGGUGUUUGACGUGUGGUUGAAAUACAUUGACCUUGUUGACCAUAGGCUCAAGGUGCCUUCGGUUGUGCGCUCAGUUUAUUCCCGGGCAGCCCGAAACUGCCCAUGGGUGGGCACGCUUUGGACGCGCUAUCUGCUUGCGCUUGAGCGAUUGGGGACUGCUGAUGCUGACGUGGCAGAGGUCUUUGAGAAGGCCCUUGUGUCUGGAGUUCAGUCUGCAGAGGAGUACUUUGACAUUUUCCUCACCCGCCUGGACGGCUUGAGGCGCCGCCGCAUGCCUCCUCCUGAGUCCUCCAAAGGCGCUGCUAAAGGGGCUGCUCUUAGCGAGGAUGAGAAGUCGAAGUUGGUAGCAGCCAUGCGAGCAACCUUUGAGCGCGCAGCUGAGUUCAUGGCCUCGUAUUUCCCCGACCACCAGCAAGCCCAGCUGCACCUGGCGGGGUACCAGGCGCAUAUAGAAUGCCAGCUGGAGAGAGCAGGGGAGGGUGCAUCUGGGGGAGGUGCGACUGGAGCGGCAGGGGAAGCUGCUGGAAGGGCCAUCUGGGAGCAAUUUGUGAGAAAGCACGGCUCCUCCCACCAGGCGUGGCUGGGCUUCACUCACUUUGAGACUGAGAGGGGGUGCUACAACCAGGCUCGGUCAGUCUUCCGCCGCUGCUACAGCCGGAAGUUCGACUCACCCUCAGGCACAGAGGAGGUGUGUUCUGCCUGGAUACGGUUCGAGAGGGAGUGGGGAACACUCAGUGACCUCGACCUGGCAUCAGACAAGGAGGAUCAAGCGCAGCUGUACCAACAGCACCGGCAGCAGCAGCAGCAGAAGCAGCAGGUGGAGCAAGGGCGUGGGCAAAAGCGCAAAGCAGAAGGAGGGGACGCACGAGGAGGAGGAGGGAGGGGCGAGAAGGGGAGAGGAGGGGGAGCAGGAGGAGGGGGAGAAGGUGGAGGAGGAGGUGGGGAGCGAGGGGGGGAGGGUGGGGGAAGAGACCGAGGCAAGAGGCAGCGUCCGGGAUUAGGGUUUGACAAGAGGCAGGGGCGAGGAAAGGAGGGGUUAGGCAAGGAGGCAGGUUCGGCAGGCGAUGGUUCGGCAGAAGAAGGGAAAGAGACCGUGGGUGAGAAAGGAAAGGAGGGGAAGAAGGCGGAAGAUGGGGAAAGGAAGAAGGACGAUGGAGGGGAGGGACAGGAGCAGGGAGGGGAGAAGCAGCAAGAGGAGGAGAAGGAGGCAGAGAGGAAGGAUGGAGGAGAGCAGGGGCAGAAGGGACAGCAAGGGCAGCAGGGGCAGCAGCAGGGGCGUUUUUUCACGGACAAGAAUACAGUGUUCCUCUCGAACCUGGAACUCAGCACGACUCAAGCCGAGAUCAGGGAGCUGCUGAAGGAAUGUGGCGAGAUACAAGAUGUGCGGAUGGUGUUCAACCACUCCACUGGGCAGUUCAGGGGUUUCGCCUACGUGGAGCUGGCUAGUGCAGAGGCGGUGGCAGCAGCAGAGAAGCUCAACAGGACGCCAAUGAGAGGGCGCCAGGUGUCCAUCAAGAAAUCGGACCCCAGCCAUGGUUCGGGGCACAGGGACAGGGGCAGGGGGAGAGGAAGGGGUUGGGGCGGAGGGGGAGGAGGAGGGGGGAGAGGGAGGGGUGGUGGAAGGGAGGGGCAUGAUGAAGCGGAGGAGGAAGCCUAUCAUCCGUCCACUCGGGGCGGCAGAGGAGGGCGGGGAGGCCGCGGCUUGCAGCCUUUGUCAGCUAGUGCCAGGCGGGGGGGUCAGCUGCAGCUGAUUGGCUCUCCCACCUUCGCCAUGCCUCGUGCGGUGGGACAAGCUCUAGGGAGAGGUGUGGCUGGGAGGGCAGGGGGGAGAGGAGGGGGGAGAGCAGGGGGGCGGGGUGGUAUGGGGAGAGGACAGCAGGGGGAAGGGGGGACAAGAGGGGAGGGGAUGGGUGGAGGGGAGAAAGGAGAGGGUAAGGGGAGUGGUGGAGGGGGAGAGGAGAAUGGGGGGGCAGGAGGAGAUGGUGGUGAUGUUCCACUUGAUUCUAAUGCUGCCUUCAGAAAGCUUUUUGCUAAGAAGCUUGAGAGCUGA
Closterium sp. Naga37s-1 is the source of this 3444-nucleotide messenger RNA. Lineage: Eukaryota; Viridiplantae; Streptophyta; Zygnematophyceae; Desmidiales; Closteriaceae. The record is from the annotation of a GenBank genome assembly.